This is a messenger RNA of Archocentrus centrarchus (flier cichlid), 1282 nucleotides long. RefSeq names its product putative methyltransferase DDB_G0268948. Lineage: Eukaryota; Metazoa; Chordata; Actinopteri; Cichliformes; Cichlidae. The transcript is spliced from 6 exons. Gene Ontology annotation, molecular function: S-adenosylmethionine-dependent methyltransferase activity. The record is from RefSeq and is a predicted model, not a curated record. Bases 30 to 842 code for a protein of 270 amino acids.
AGUUUGCAUGCACACUUUGCUGCAGCAACAUGGCCGUACGGCUCUUUGAGGGUAAAGAUCAUGCAACAGCUUACCUGCACUACAGGGUAGCACCCCAGGAACUCAUCAGCACAGUUAUGAACUUUAUGGAGAAAAAGACACCAAAACCAUUCAACCUUGCACUGGAUGUGGGCUGCGGAUCAGGGCAAGGGACCAAACUUCUGGCUCCAUACUUUACCAAAGUGGUCGGAACUGAUAUUAGCCCCGCCCAGAUUGAGAUGGCGCAAGUCAAUAACAACCCUCCAAAUGUCUCAUACAGACAGUCUCCAGCAGAAGAACUGCCAUUUGCAGCCGGAGAGGUGGACCUUUUGAGUGCCAUGACGGCAGCCCACUGGUUCGAUCACCAACGGUUCCUCAAGGAGGCUGAUAGGGUGCUGAAGCCUGGAGGCUGCCUGGCCCUCCUUAGCUAUAGCAUGGACAUGGAGCUGGAGUACGGGGACGUCUCCAGCAUCCUCAAUGAUAUCUGCAAAGAGUUUUACGCUGCCCUGCUUCCAUUCCGAGAUCCCUACAUAGGAAAAUCCUCUGCAAAGAUCUACCUAGACAUGUAUAACUCCUGCACCUACCCAGACAAAGAGUGGAACGAGUGUCUGUGGAUAAAAAAGACCGUACCACUGAGUCAUUACAUUGGCAUGGUGGAGACCUUCUCCAGCUACCAGAAACUGAAACAAGAGGACCCCGCUGAGGCUGAACGCCUCUCGAACCACAUCAGGAACAAGUUGAUGUCUGCCAUGCAUGUGUCCUCGCCUGAGACAGAAGUCACGAUGUUUGUGCACUAUUUCUACUGGCUGGCAUGUAAACCUUGAUCACUCGGAACAGCUGAAUCCUGUUCAGGAUUGUCUUCCAAGCUUUUUGGAUUGUGGCCCCUUAAAGCAAACCUUUGUCUUAUCAUAGCUCUUUGUCAUUGGUACAGGCAAAGAAAAAAGUCCCAAAAAGCUGUUCUCAGCUAUACUGUGUGAGUCCUUUUGUGGUUCACAAUCCCCACAGGGACACACUUGAAACAUGCAGUCAGAUCUGAAAACAUGUUUGUCUUAAAUCAGAAUUUUCUUUUAAUAUAAAUGGGAAACUUCUGUGAAAUGAAGCAUAUUAACUGGCUCACAGGGCAUAUUACAGUGAACACUAGAUGGAGCCAUUUCAUUCAAUGAUGUCUAACUCAAGUCCAUUAAAAGCCUUGUGUACAGUCUCAAGCUUAACUCAAAUCUUAAUUUUCACAAAUACUAGAGAUAAACUGCAAUAAAAACAAACC